GUGCACGGGGCCCGCUGCUUCCGGCUGGGGGGAGGGGUUCGGUGCAGAGUCAGCUGGGGAGGAGGAGGAGGAGGAAGGGGCGGCAGGAAGAGCGCGAGCCGGAGCCGGAGCAGGAACCGCGAGCAAGCCGGCCCCAGGAGCCCCUGCACCGCCAUGGGCAACAUCUUCGGGAACCUGCUGAAAAGCCUGAUCGGCAAGAAGGAGAUGCGCAUCCUGAUGGUGGGGCUGGACGCGGCUGGGAAGACCACCAUCCUCUACAAGCUGAAGCUGGGCGAGAUCGUCACUACUAUCCCCACCAUCGGGUUCAACGUGGAGACUGUCGAGUACAAGAACAUCAGCUUCACCGUGUGGGACGUGGGCGGCCAGGACAAGAUCCGGCCCCUGUGGCGGCACUACUUCCAGAACACCCAGGGGCUGAUCUUCGUGGUGGACAGCAAUGACCGGGAGCGGGUGAACGAGGCACGCGAGGAGCUGAUGCGGAUGCUGGCCGAGGAUGAGCUGCGGGACGCUGUGCUCCUCGUCUUCGCCAACAAGCAGGACCUGCCCAACGCCAUGAACGCGGCGGAGAUCACGGACAAGCUGGGCCUGCACUCCCUGCGUCACCGCAACUGGUACAUCCAGGCCACAUGCGCCACCAGCGGCGACGGGCUCUACGAGGGCCUGGACUGGCUGGCCAACCAGCUGAAGAACAAGAAGUGAGCCGAGCCGCCCCCCCUGCGCUGCCGGGGGCCGGGCAGAGCCACCCCUCUGCCCACCCCCUCAGGCUGGCAGGACCCGUCGGCUCUUCCCCCCUCCCCUCUUGUUGGGUUUUGCUUUCUUUCCGGCACCGGUUGCUGUGGGUUUGAUUUGGGGUCUCGGGUCUGGUCCCCCUCCCCCCCCCCCGGGGUUUGCACGGAUCUCGGGGUGUGUGCGUGUGAUAUGAAUAUAUCGAUAUAUAAAUAUAUAGGGGGGGCGGGGGGCAUCUGCUUCCGUGCUGGGGCAGCCCCCUGCUGCCCGGGGGGGGCGCCGACGGCCCCGCGUGGAGCAGUGGCCUUUCUUUUGUGUUGUUUUUCUGUUGUUCUUGGUGCCCUGUGACGUGACUCUAAACACGGAGGUGAAUUUCUCAA
Messenger RNA from Gopherus evgoodei (Goodes thornscrub tortoise), 1106 nucleotides. It is a transcript of the gene ARF3, whose product is annotated as ADP ribosylation factor 3. The record is from RefSeq and is a predicted model, not a curated record. NCBI's taxonomy places the organism in Eukaryota, Metazoa, Chordata, Testudines, Testudinidae. Gene Ontology annotation, cellular component: plasma membrane; cytoplasm. Gene Ontology annotation, biological process: intracellular protein transport; vesicle-mediated transport. The transcript is spliced from 5 exons. Gene Ontology annotation, molecular function: GTP binding; GTPase activity. The coding region runs from base 154 to 699 and encodes 181 amino acids.